Molecule: messenger RNA, 1137 nt
Organism: Ostreococcus tauri
Lineage: Eukaryota; Viridiplantae; Chlorophyta; Mamiellophyceae; Mamiellales; Bathycoccaceae
Product: unnamed product
Exons: 1
Coding region: 1-1137 (378 amino acids)
Source: RefSeq, a predicted model, not a curated record
AUGGGCCGGGCGCGACGCCGGGCGCGCGCGCGCGCGAUCGUCGCCGCGUUCGCCAUCGGUGCGUGCGCGCUCGUCGUCCUCGCCGGUAUGUUCGCGACGGUCGCGACGAGCGACGGUUCGCGCGAUGGCUUUACCGUGACCGACGACGCGACGACGACGACGACGACGGUGGAUUCGAGGGACGUCGAGACGCGCGAGACGGCUGGAGUGGACGUUGAGACCAACGUCGACGCCGUGGAGGGGAGGUCAGGGGACGGGUCGACGACGACGAGGACGACGACGCUCAAGGAUUUGCUCUCGCGCGGAGGCGAAGACGAGGGAGCGUGCACGGGCGCCGAGGCGCGAGGGAAAUUCUACCCGGCGAGUGAGGCGUUGAUCUUGGAGAUAGAACAUAGGAUAAAAUCGAGAAUCGGGUUCGGUUGGGCGCGCUGGGGUGACGCCGAGAUGGCGGCGAGCGCGAGAGACGGGAGCGCGAUGCGUUUGGUGGCGAGAGCGUUGGUGUCAAAGUCGGCGACGCCGAAUUGCGUUUUAAACGUCGGUGUGCACUGGUUAUGUAACCCAGGGUUGAGAAUGCAGUGGAACGCCGCGGCAGAAGGGAUCGACCAAGAGGACACGGCGUCGCAUUCGUUUUUUUUCCUUCCCAUGGGCGACCCGGCGGAUGACGACAGAGAGAAGUGGCGCGCGAAGGGCAUUCGCGGCUACGUCGACGUGAUCAAGGAGAGUGAGCGAAAAAUCAUUCUACUCGGACCACCACAUGUCGCCAAGCUACCGUUUCUCAGCGACGCGACGUUCAUCGACGCCUCGGGAUCUGGCGGCGCCGGCGAUCACGCGGCGGACGACGUCGUCGCCAAACUCUUCGAAAUCGGCGACGCCAUGAAGGAUCCACCGAUCGUGAUCAUGGCUGCCGGCAUGGCCGCAAAAACUGCCAUCGUGAGCGGUCAAGAUAGGAUCAACGACCGCGGGUGGGGCUUCAUCGACGCCGGAACGACGCUCGACGGGUACGCGGGUAAACACUCGCGCGAUUACAACGACCCCAAAAAGUACUGCGAAAAGACGAAAUCGCGCGCGCGUCGUCCCGGCGACGGCAUCGAGCGAUGGACCGCCCCGGGCGUGUGCGCCGGUCUCGGCAUCGUUUGA